Actinia tenebrosa (Australian red waratah sea anemone) is the source of this 7561-nucleotide messenger RNA. RefSeq names its product polycystin-1-like protein 2. Gene Ontology annotation, molecular function: calcium channel activity; protein binding. Lineage: Eukaryota; Metazoa; Cnidaria; Anthozoa; Actiniaria; Actiniidae. The record is from RefSeq and is a predicted model, not a curated record. Gene Ontology annotation, biological process: detection of mechanical stimulus. Gene Ontology annotation, cellular component: membrane.
GGUUGAAACAGUGUUCAAGGUCACUAACAAGGACUUUAGUGUUCAGCUGCUAAACAAAUCCUCGACAGUCUUCCAAAACCUGCAACAAAUUAUCAGAUCAGAGCUGUCUUCGCUGUUUUCAAGUGAAAUAAGUAAUAUUCAAGUUGUGCAAGUCAGGGCUGGAAGUGUACAAGCUACAACAGAAUUUGAUGUUAUGAAAAUAAGCUCUGUCUCGAAUGUCAACAGCACACUUAAAGACAAAAUACAUUUAGGGGUUUUGGGUAGCUUAAAAUUUGACAAAACGACAUAUUCGUUCAACAUUAAAGGUGUAGGCUGCCGUCCACCAAACGUAGCUAUCACUAACUUAGCAGUUUUCCCUAAUACACCGACCCGGAUUAACCGUUCAGAGGGGUUUAUAGUACAAACAGAUGUUAAGAUGAACUGCAAUAGUUCCAGUAGUACAUCUUUUUUAUGGAAUGUUUGGCAGCUUAAAGCACUUGGAAGCGAUUAUGUACUGGUUUCUCCUGGUACACCUGCUUUAUAUCUCAGAGGAACUGCCGAGUUGAAUAUUAAAAAGCGUACCUUCAAGUAUGGAUCGUACUUAGUUGAGUUUCGCGUUUCGAUGAAAAAUAUUCAAGACAAUUUUUUCAACUCUGACCUCAGGUUCUUUGAAAUUACAGAAACUCCUAUUGUUGCAGGAAUAAUAGGUGGUUCUCAUGUCAAACGUGGCUACGGUCAAGACGUGAAAAUUGAUGCAUCAGCUUCCUACGAUCCUGAUGUUGAAUUUGGUGACUUUUCUGGAAUUACAUUUACAUGGCUAUGCAAGAAAAAGGGAGAAAGCUUUCCUUCCGAACCUGCAAGCAUGUCCGUUGUUUUCCCUCUUGGACCCAAGGGUAAAGGUGGAUGUUUUGAUACCGGUAUUGGUAAACUAAACAGUAACGAACGUGUUGUUACUAUAGACACUCGUAAAAUGUCGGUUAAUAAUUCGUAUGUUAUCAGACUUUUUGUAUCAAAAGCAACCGGCAGAGAAGACUCCUUUGACCAAAUACUAGAUGUCGUGGAAGGAGAUCCACUGCAAAUAUCAAUAAGCUGCCGAAUCAACUGUGCAUCAAAAGUCAAUCCUUCAUCUCGCAUCAAAGUCAUAACCAAUUGUAGUGCACCAACAGAAGCUUGUAGUAAGCAACUUCGUUAUCAGUGGUCGUUAAAAAAGAAAGGCGGAAAGGAUUCUUGGAUAGAUGUAUCAAACUUACAAGAUAAAUUUUCUACACCCCUUACCUCAUCUGACGCAGUUAUUAAGGAAGGCGUCCUUGAUCCUGAUCAAACAUUCAUGUUAACCGUCAACGUUAAUGUAGAUGACAUCGGAGUUGUUCCUGGAAUAUCUUCCUACAUAUUCAAAACAAACUCGCCCCCUAUGAAGGGAAGUUGCAGCAUUUCGCCACUUUCAGGGACCGGUCUUGAGACUCAAUUCGAGUUUGCCUGUCAGAACUGGCAGGAUGAUGAUAAGCCUUUGACGUAUCAAUUCUACUACGUGACUGCACCGGGAUUGACAAGUGUCAUUUCAUAUGGACAUGACCAACAAGUAAAAAGCAAGCUUCCUGUUGGCAAAAAAGAAGAUGGCUACAUAAUCACGAUAACAUUUCUUAUUAUAGACUCGUUUUCGGCUUUUACGAAGAAUGAAAUAAAGGUCAAGGUUGAACCAAUUAAACCUGGAGGCAGCAACAACAUAAAAACGGCUGUGGAUGAAGCGUCGAGUAACGUAGAGACGUUGCUUAAAACUGGUGAUGUAAAGAUGGCAACCCAAUUAGCUAACGCAGCUCUUGAAACAAUGUCAAAUGCCAACCAAAGUGAAAUUGAUGAGAAAGAAAAAACUAAGCUGAUUGAUAGAAUAAUAAAUCAAAUGACCUUAAACGUCAAAGUUGAAAACCUUCAAACUUUAACUCAGAUCACAUCGGUCAUCGGCCGCGCAACARCAAACCCCGAUGAAGUUUCUUUAGAAACACAGAAUGAAACCAUCAAGUCAUUAAAGGAGAUGACUUAUCUUUUGGUUGAAAAGUCAAAGGACCAAAGUGCUGCAGAAGACAAUCUAAUAGACGCUAGCGGUGAAAACCUUGCACUGAGUCUUGGCAACAUGAUGAAAUCGGCUUCUAAGAAAGCAGACGUAAACAAAGAAAAGCAUGAUUCCAAACAGCUCAAACAGAACAUUGAUGUUACGGAGGACGCAGUACUUCUUGUAGACAAUGUUGGAAAAAGUCUGUUGAAGAGAAAGGUCAUUGGUGAAAGCCUCAGCGUAGUUAGGACAUCAUCAUUAUCGAUGGUUCUCGGGAGACAAAAACCUCAAGAUGUGAAAGCCAUGAAAAUAGAAGAAGGAGGAACAAGUUUUGUGUUACCACCUGGCAAUGUUCUUGAUUCAGCCGUAGCAAAUUUUAAAUUUAUCGAUUGUCAGAUGACAUACACAAAGUUCAAUCCUUUUACAUGGGACAGCUCAGUAAAUCUUGCAGAUUCAAAGGUUUCAAGCCUAGUAUUAAGGAAUGACCAGGGUGGUGAUAUAACUAUUCACCAACUGGCAGAAGAUAUACAAAUUUCAAUCCCACGGUCAUAUCCUUCAACUAGCCCUUUACCUCAGGAACAUUCUUUCUUAAAACCAAACCAAAUACGAAAUUAUAAGUUUUUGGUCGACUAUCCAGGCAAAGCAUUGGAGCUUCAGAUCUUCACGGUUCAGAAUUCGCCAAUAAAGAUUCUCGUGAAACGUUCGAACAAACCAUCAAAAAGUAACAAAGACUUUAUGGAACUCGUUUCCGAUCUUCCACGUUGUUUACCAGAUCGAAUUUUCAAGGCGUGUAAAAAGGAAAAUGGUGGCAUAUUUUUGUCAUCACUCUUACUUGAAAAACAAGGUGUAUACUACGUAGGAAUUUUGUUAGAUAGCAAUCCACAUUCACGAAAAAAACGUUCCUGUUUUGGUCAUGGACGUCAGAAACGAUCUUGUGUUGAGCCCAAAGAUGCGCCAAAACCGGAAAACAUGACAGUUAUUCCUCGAUACGACCCCAAAACUGAUGUUAACUACUCGGUAUCUACUCAGCAAUAUACCUGUUUGUUUUGGGAUAAAACAAAGUGGACAAGCAAAGGYUGCAAGGCAGGAUCCAACUCCAGUUUGGAAGCACUUCAUUGUCUUUGCAACCAUUUGACAUCAUUUGGCGGAAGUCUGUUAGUUGCACCUAAUCCUAUCGAUUUUGAUGUGGUCUUGCUCGAGCUUUUAAGACUCGACGAGACAGGAAAUGUUGCAGUAUUGAGCACUAUUGUGGUUUUUCUUUUAAUCUAUCUGGUGACUGCUGUCAUCGCUAGACGAGAAGAUCGACGUGACACAACAAAGUUUGGUCCACCAUUACAAGUGAAUGUAAAUGAGAGUGCUGGAUACAACUACGAGAUGACUGUUAUCACAGGUAUAUGGAGAAAUUGUGGGACAACUGCCAACGUAGUCAUAGAAAUACAGGGAAACCAAGCGAAAAGUAAUGGUAUUAUUUUAUCGAGAGACAUGGAACCGUCGCGUCUUAUGUUAGCAAGUGGCAAUGCAGACAAAUUCAUUAUCACCUUACCUGAAUGCUUGGGUUCUAUUGAUUAUCUGAACGUUUGGCAUGACAAUAGUGGAUCAAGCCCUUCUUGGUUCUUGGAGGAAAUUAUCAUUAAAGACAUACAAAGGGACAUUUCGUGGCUAUUUUUGCACAGGGAUUGGUUUGCUCUAGAAAAAGGAGAUGGAAGAAUAAAUAAGGUGCUUCUCCCGACAUCACCAUUACAAAUGCAAUCAUUUCAGUAUAAGUUUAAUUAUCAAACUUCUAAAAAAAUUACCGAAGAUCAUAUCUGGUUGUCCGUGUUUACUAAACCCCCACACAGUAACUUUACACGUCUUCAAAGAGCUACGUGUUGCUUAUGUGUAUUGUUCUCUACGAUGGUUGUGAACGCAAUGUUUUAUAAGCUUGAAAAAACCCCAGAUCCCGGAGUGCAGAUAGGUCCGUUGAAAUUCAACUCAAGGCAAAUAGUUGUUGGGGUCUACAGCAGUUUGAUCGUUGUUCCUGUUGGAUUAUUAAUUGUAUUCAUGUUUCGGAACAGUCGUACAAAAAAUGCUGUGAGGAAACAUAGAAGUACGGGAUUUAAACAAAUGAUAUAUAACUAUAUAUGCUGUGAUAUUGGUGGCUGUACUGAAAACAAGAUUGACCGAGUAUAUGACAAGAAGGAAUGCUUAGUAACAAGUGAUCAAAUAAGCCAUUUUGAAACAGAUGAAUUUGAAACGAAUUAUGAUAAUAAUGCGUGUGAAACAGGUAUUCGUGAUGAUACAAGAACGGCCAGUUCCGUCAUUUUACAACAACCUCUAUUUUCGGAAAAUGAACAAAACAUUACAUGUUUUUCAUCCGAGGAUUGGAGAGGUAAGAAACAAGCUGAUGGAAGCCAAGAAUAUAAAACGUUCGUAGCUGGUAUCAACAAUAAAAAUUCAUCUGAAAUGACCAUUUUGAGAGAGAAUGAUUCUCCUAAAUCCCGAAGACCCAGCAUCAAUUAUAAAAUCGAUAAACAGGACUGCACAUCACUUAUGACCGAAGGUACGGCAGUAGUCACUUUAAAUGAAGAACGAAUACUUGAACAGGAAGAUCACCUGACUUCCAGCACAACAGUCAAAUCAUCGUACAAUGAUUUAGCUCGAAACAUUUUCUUUUUUAAACAGAAGUCAGUGAAAGACCGCUUUUGGUUACCACAUGGUUUUAUUUAUGUCUCAUGGCUGCUGUGCUUUGUAACAAUUCUUGUUUCGGCAUCCUUUACGUUUAUAUACAGUCUGCAAUGGGGCAAGGAUAUUGCAAAUCGUUGGCUUUCUUCGAUGCUUGUGUCAUUUACUGAAGAUCUAUUUGUCGUUCAACCCGUUAAAAUAUGCAUAACUGCAGUCUUUAUGGCCAUAUUUUUUCAAAAUAAAAACAAGACAAACGAAUCCAGCGGAAAAAUAUCAACAAAGUCCUCAAGAACAACUCAAGUUGCUUCUAAGACUCAUAUGGAAAGGAAUGAUACGAAAUUUCCAGAGGAGAGUGAGCUCAAAAAAGCAAAGGACUACCAAGUAAAGGAGGAAAAGAUGUUUUCAUUUGUACGCGAAGCCUUCUUAUUCGGUGCAUUCCUAACGCUUCUGACAAUAGUUUGCUAUGGCAACCGCAGUUACUUUGGUUACGAAAUGACUAAAACAGUGAAAAACGAGUUCAGCAACUUUUCAAAGCUAACGACGUCAGAAAAAUACUGGGAAUGGAUCAAAACGCAAUAUGCUGAAAGCGCUUAUGCAGGCCAGUGGUACAAUAGUGCACCUGAACCAAAAGAAGUGUACAUUGGAAAUAAAAGGUCAAUUCUUAUAGGAAUGCCUCGAAUUCGCCAACUUAGAAUCAAACCAGAAAGCUGUGUCAUUCCCAAGAAAGCAAAAACUAUUACCUCUACUUGCUACGGCAGAUAUUCUUUUAAAGAAGAAGAAAAAAACCCAUUAUUUCUUCCUGGAUGGAUACCUUUCCAUAACGAAGACGGUCUUAAAUCAUGGACCAAUGUAUCUCAGCUAUGUCCAAAACCAUGGCGUUACAGUGCAGCCAAUGUGGAUUUGCCCUCUUGGGGUUACUUUCACACAUACAGUAGAGGAGGUUACUCAGCAGAUUUGGGAUAUAAUAACGAAACCGCUAAUUUUGUCACAAGUCCCUUACGCACGAAUAAGUGGAUUGAUCCGAGAACUCGGGCAUUACUGCUCGAAUUAUCAAUAUUCAAUCCCAGCACGAAUCAGUUAAGUGCGAUAACAUUAUAUUAUGAAGCUCUUCCUACAACAUUUGGACACCCCUUUCAAGUAGUCGAAACAAUUGCCCUUUAUGGAACGGAAUCUGCUUCAUACGAUUUUUUUCUAAUAAGCAAGUUACUGUUUAUAUUCCUCGUAAUAUUUUACUUGGCACGCGAGGCAAGAAAGGCAUUCAAAAUGAAACGGAAUUACUUCAAUAGUUUUUGGAACUUGCUUGAAAUAAUUCAAGUGCUUGUCGCAUGUAGUGUUGUGGUUUGUUACGUCAUCAAAGAAAAGAUGCUUCUGGAAGCCGUUCAACACGUAAAAGAAAACCCCUACUUGACAGUGAACUUUCAGCCUGCCCUCGCAUGGAAGAACGCUGAAGAUGCUGCACUUUCAUUGGCUGUCUUUAUUGCAACCGUAAAAAUUCUACGUAUGCUACGUUUUAAUCCUCACAUAAUCAUCUUUUCCGCUUCCUUAAAAUCUGCCAGAGAAACUCUUCUUGUCUACUCGGUCAUCCUUUUUGUCGUCAUGGUUUCAUUUGCCUUGGUUGGAUGUUUAACUUUAGGUAGUUCAAUGUAUCAGUAUCACACUAUGUUACAGGCUUUUUAUUCACAGCUAUUGAAGUCACUUGGGGCAAAAAUGGACUUGGAUACAAUGAGGAAUAACCUUCCAAUCCUAGGUCCCCUCUUUGGCUUUGGCUACAAAGUGCUGAUGACAUUCUUAUUUGUAAAUUUUUACAUAUCUGUUCUAAAUGAUUCUUAUACAGAAGUGAAGUCAAACACAGACACAAACUCAAAAGAAUUCGAAAUGUCAGAUUUUAUACUAGAACGGCUAAAGGAAAUAAUUUUUGCCAAAUCUUAUACAAUUAACCCCCAAGAGGAAGAAAGUCCUAAAACCAAUGACACUACAACUCAAAAAAAUUUAGAUGCGGUAGAACCAGCCCUUAUAAAAAUUGGAAAAGAAGCGUCGAAACAGGCACAUCCAGAUGCAAGAAGCAGGGAUAGAAACGUUAGUUUCAAUGUUCCGCCUGAAGGAUGUGGGCUUGCCUCAGGGAAAACUACUUUAAAGGAACAAAAGGCUAAUAGUGGCACAGAAGAUGGUUUAGGAAGAGCAAAACAAAAUACGUACAGAAUGCGAAGGGCCCUGAGGCACAAGAAAGAAAAACAUCUUUGUUAUUUUCUUGAAAAGACAUCAAGCGUCGAUGCCAAUGAAAUGGAGAAACGAACAAACGCACACCAAAAUUUAAAGCAGAAAGGUACAUCAUACGAAAAAGAAAUGUAUCGAGACCUCGAGGGAAAAUGUGCCGAGAUUAAGGGGCGAACGAAUUCAUUGAGAAAAGAAGAAAAAGCGGAAGACAUGGAGUUCAUCCAACUUUUAUUAUGCCUUUUGUCAAAACAUCUCGUUCAGUCCGUUCAAACAAUGCCACUAAGCGGAAAUGUUUCAGAGAUCCAAGAGGAAAUGGAAGGUUACAGCCCUGAUUGGGUCAGCAGUUCAAGCUCAUGCAGCGAGCAUUCCGUUGAAUAUGAAAAUUGGGAGACAUAUGAAAGUGACACUGAACUAAUACAAGAAGAGCUGUGGGGAAGUACUUCAAAUCUACUAAGGAAUUUGAUCCUCCGGAAAAAAACUAUUCCAGAACAUUUGAGAUUUAAGAACACCUUGCAAAAUGAAGAUCAUGUCUCUAGCACUAGCAUAACAACGAAAAAACAACCUUGGCGACCAUAAGGGCAAACAAUACCUCUUGUCAGUCAAAAUAAGAGAAAGCAAUUGCCUGCUUUAUCUCUGACUGUAAUAGUAUGAGAUUUUCUA